Molecule: messenger RNA, 1890 nt
Organism: Pseudogymnoascus destructans
Lineage: Eukaryota; Fungi; Ascomycota; Leotiomycetes; Thelebolales; Thelebolaceae
Exons: 3
Coding region: 354-1178 (274 amino acids)
Biological process (GO): protein phosphorylation
Molecular function (GO): protein kinase activity; ATP binding
Source: RefSeq, a predicted model, not a curated record
GGCGCACCAAGCCUUCGUAAACGUAAACGGAAUCGUGCUAGGUGCAUAUCGUCUGCAUGACUAAGCACAUAUCGAUCCUGAUCAGUCGGACAACGUCUCAAUAGGUGCCUGGCAAAACACUUCGGAAGAUGAGUACAAAUCUUCAGUCCACCCUUCCUUGGGCUGCUACAUUCAACUUCUCUCUCUCCGCGGAACCAUCGCUGGCGAUUCACUACCUAUCCACGACGACGACGAAGUCGGUCGCCAUUCAUCAUUGCACCUCAACGGUGACACCUACAUCCCGCAGUUUGGUCAACGCGCGGGGUGUAUCCUAGCCCAAAUCAAUUAUCCGGCGCGGAUGUCCUCACGUCGACAUGGCUCGCACUAAAGUGCGGAGACACGCCCAAGGAAAGCAUCCGCAGAAGAACAGAUUGUGCUCUAGCAAUCAGCAGAUAUCACGACUCAGACCUCCUCGACAAACCUCAACGCGGCCCCCUCAGGAGGCCAAGCCGAUAACACCACCUCAAAGCGGGGGAGUCCGCGGGUCGUAUGAAUGCAUCGUCGACUACGAUCACCAGGCGUUUUCUAUCACUUGGUCGGGUUCGCCUGAGUACCCCGAUCUUGCAAGGUUUCCCGACCUUAAGAAUGUCAGCGUUCAUUCAGUACAUCAAAAUUCCCGAAUAGCUGCAAUCUGGAGAGACUCGACGAUAAUUGAUUACGGUGCUUAUGCGUCCAUUCGAGUCAUCGAGGACGGUCGAUUUCCUAUUCUCAAGCUUGCCCACCAAGAUGAGCUGUCUAUCAAGCUCAUUCAACAUGAACUCGACGUUCUCGCUGACUUGGCGAAGCUCGGACUUCCCGUUGUUGAAUUCGACCAGCAGCCAAUCCGAGACAAUGGAGUCAUUUGCGGCUACCGAAUGAACAAGCUAUUCAAAGUAGAACUAUCUGAGCUACGUUCGCGAACGGAUGACAUCAAGCAAACACUGGAUCGGCUCCAUUCUGCAGGCUUCAGCCAUGGGGACUUUAGUCCCAGCAACAUCAUGAAAGACGCGGGUGGCCAUAUUAUCUUGAUUGACUUUAGCUUUGCAGGCCGAAUAGGAAGUGAAGUCCCGUCUUUUUUUCCAAGUUGGGUCUAUGCGGACGGUAUAUAUGGAACUAAUUCUGAUUUGGAAGCAUUUGGUAGAUACGCGGCCCCAAUAUAAUAUUCCGCUCCCUCUCUGUCCUAAGGUUUAUGGUCACUGCACCAACCCGACCAAUAUGAAAUCGGCUCCUCCGUGACACCCUUAAUCGGCUGUCCCUUUAUCCUUGCAAGAUUCGACCCCGCCAACUUUAACCACGCAGCCGCAGUUCGCCCAUUUUCUAACUUUUUGUAUACACAUUGGAAUCGGCGAAUAGCGGAGACCUAUAGGGAGUCAGUAUGGUUCCAAAACGAGCAAAAUGUAGUAUGCAAGCGUACAAGUCUACCAGAAUAGAGCGAAGAGAUGUUUUCAGAGGUACUGGCUGUUGUGUGCUUGGAGGCGAAGUGUGUUGACGCAAUAUCUGGGAGGAUAGAGUUUUGUUGAGACGUCGAAUCAGUAAUGAGAACUGUAGAUCUGUGGAUAGGACGGAAGAAAGACAGAGUAGGAAUUUGGCACUUUAUAUAAGAAGGAAUCUCUAAAAUUCCCACUCAUGUAAGAGCUGGGUGACAGUGAAAGCCAGCUCAGCAUCAGCGAGACACACCCUGCAUCAAUUCCUUUUAUACCGGCAUCUAUGUUGGUGCAUGGAAAGGACAUUCCCACGCUGAUCAGGGGAUACCUGGUACCGCAGGUGUAACGCGUAAGCCCAAGGUCUCACAGGAGUCCAGGGAACCAGGUCAAGAGGCAGGAAAGGGGUAUCGUAUUUGUAAGGACAAUAGGUCUACGUAAAUACAGCGAC